This is a messenger RNA of Didymodactylos carnosus, 1380 nucleotides long. The record is from the annotation of a GenBank genome assembly. NCBI's taxonomy places the organism in Eukaryota, Metazoa, Rotifera, Eurotatoria, Philodinida, Philodinidae.
CUUCAAAUUUUCGUGGCACAGUUGUUAUUUCUUGCUCAUUCUAGAAACUGGAAUCGAAAGGCAAAGGAAAAGGCGACAAAAAAGGAAAAGGUAUAGUUCUUCUUUUGUCCUCAUGGGUAUUCUAUAAGUUUAUUUUGCUCUUUGUAGGAAAAAAGGGGAAAAAAGAAAAAAAGGGCAAGAAGGGCAAAAAAGGAAAAAAAGGAAAAAAGAAAGCUGUGAGUAUCUUUAAACAUUUACUUGAAAUUAAAGACACUUCAUCAUUCACCUCUUAUGUUUGCAUUCAGCACUUGCAUAUACAGAAUAAUCAAUUCCUUGAUGAUUUACUUAAAUUUUAUUCAUUUUCCUUUCGGAAAGUCUAGACAUCAGAUACAAUAUCAGUACUGACUUAGGGUGCCCACAAUCAUUUUAGAAAAAAAAUUUUCAUUUUCGACAUAACGUAGUGAUAGAGUGACGUGUUCUCUAAAAACUAACAUCACUCCUAGAUCUCCACGAUCUUCGACUAGGAAGAUACAAAUUGUUUUAAAGUUUGUUACUUUACUCUAGAAAGACUCUAUUUUUUAACUUUCGAAAAUUUUUUUAAAUAGUCAGUUUCGUACAGUAAAAAUUUUCCACAUAUGAGAUGUCACCCAACUCUCCACCAUAUUUUCUGAUCGAGAUAUGAUCACGUUGCCGAGAGCCGGCAAAAAGUGAGUUUCGCAUUGAAACUUGCCUAUUCAAAACUUCUUUUGUGGCCAAUGCACUCAACUAGCGACCCAGAUGCCCCUCUUGAAAUUUCAUCCGAUCGGGCUGAGAUUUGUUUUUUUAUUGUAGAUACCUAAUACUAUUAUUCAGAGGUAAAAUUCUUUUGCAAACAAAAAUGUUUACAGAGGUUCUCCAGCCAAGGUUUUAAAAGAGUUUUUGAAUAUUUUCGCUAUAAAUUUGGAAUGAAGAAAUAUUUUUAAAAGAAAUGUAUCUGGAAACCGAUUGAUACUUGACAAUCUAUGAGUGAUCAAAUUUUCAACCCGAUCAGAUGAAUAUUUUAAGACCUAAUCAUGAGACUAAAUCGUCAACGAGAAUCUCACUUGCUUAAAUAGCGUGUUUGAAUGUUUAGAACGAUGAAGAAGGUUGGACAUUACCAGAAUCGGAAUUUGUCACGACCAUGAUAAAACCUGGUACAGAAACUUAUCAGAAUAUGUGGGAAACAAGAGAUGAAAGUUCGAAUUUUGAACAAAAUUAUGACAGUGAAAUAGUUAAAGAAGAAAAACGAGUAGAAGUGGUUGAUGAAAUAAGAAUUGAGGUUGAUGCAUUAAUGCGUGAAGAACUGAAAAAUUUGAAAGCUGCAAUUGAUAAAACAAAAGACAAGAAAAAAAAGAAAAAGAAAAAGAAGAAAGCUAAGAAAAA